AUGUUUCGCGCUGCCUUGGCUACCAGUAGGCGGACCUACCUAAAUGCCUUCAACGCAAAGGCCAAAGCUCGUCCAAAUUUUGGACUUCGGGGAGUUGGAUUUUGGACGAGCGAGGUUUACCACAAACCGGGACAAAAUUAUUGGAUGGCUCUUUGUGUCAGUGGCCCGUUUUUGAUCAUUGGUGCUAUUAUGCUUGAUGGCUUCUGGGCUAAACUGGACGAUAUUGCUGGUGGUGGCCCAAGCCAUCUUGACUAUGGAUGGCGGAAGGAGGACAGAAAGCCAUGGGACUUUGCCUUUGAUAUUGGUGAGGGCUAUGCGGCUGGCCCAGCAACCCUCAGGCCAGCACCGGGGGCCGUGGAGCUAGGACAUCAUUAG
Molecule: messenger RNA, 375 nt
Organism: Trypanosoma conorhini
Lineage: Eukaryota; Euglenozoa; Kinetoplastea; Trypanosomatida; Trypanosomatidae
Product: cytochrome c oxidase subunit IX
Exons: 1
Coding region: 1-375 (124 amino acids)
Source: RefSeq, a predicted model, not a curated record